CGGAGGAGGGGGGUCGCCUAGAGGAAUUGGGAACAGGCUGAGGCAGGGAAGGAGGAGGAUAGGGCAGGAGAGACGCCAGACAGCUCAAGUUCAUCCACGAUAGAGCCUGAACUCUAGGUCAGGCUCAGGCCAUCCUCUCUUCCCUCCUCCCGCGGAGCUUGCUCCUGAUACCCACAGUCCUCACGCACCUCCAUCCAGUCCCCUCCCUAGGAAAAGGAGCGAAGGCACGGGGAAGGCGAGAGGCGGGGAGAGGCGCUGACAAAUCAGCUGCGGGGGCGACGUGAAGGAGCCAGGGAGCCAGAGCGACCGGCAGCAGACGCCAGGAGACCAGCAGGUGCUCCCUUUGCCCCUGUCCCUCCGCCAAAAGCCUUCCAUCCUUCUUGCAUUGAAAUUAGAUUGGGAAAAAGAGCAGGAAUCAGAGUUCCGCUGAAACCUAGGGAGCUGUGUGCAGCAAAAAUACAUCUUUAGCCAUGGAUGUGUUCAUGAAAGGACUUUCAAAGGCCAAGGAGGGAGUUGUGGCUGCUGCUGAGAAAACCAAGCAGGGUGUGGCAGAGGCAGCUGGGAAGACAAAAGAGGGAGUCCUCUAUGUAGGUUCCAAAACUAAAGAGGGAGUGGUUCAUGGAGUGACAACAGUGGCUGAGAAGACCAAAGAGCAAGUAACAAAUGUUGGAGGGGCAGUGGUGACUGGUGUGACAGCAGUCGCUCAGAAGACAGUGGAGGGAGCUGGCAACAUUGCUGCUGCCACUGGGUUUGUCAAGAAAGACCAGAUGGGCAAGGGUGAAGAGGGGUACCCACAAGAAGGAAUACUGGAAGACAUGCCUGUGGAUCCUGGCAGUGAGGCUUAUGAAAUGCCUUCAGAGGAAGGCUACCAAGACUAUGAGCCUGAAGCCUAAGAAUAUCGUUGCAUCCAGUGUCCUAAGAUCUGCUGGCUGCUCUUCCAUGGUGUACAAGUGCUCAGUUCCAAUGUGCCCAGUCAUGACCUUUUCUCAAAGCUAUACAGUGUGUUUCAAAGUCUUCCAUCAGCAGUGAUCAGCAUCUUCUACCUGCCCCUCAGCAUCCCGGUGCUCCCCUCUCACUACAGUGAAUACAUGGUACCUGGGUCUUGUGUGCUGUGGAUAUUGUUGUGGCUUCACACCUAAAAUGUUAGAAGAAACUUAAAACACCUAAGUGACUACCACUUAUUUCUGAAUCUUCACCGGUUUUUGUUGUUGUUGUUGCUGUUCUUAAGAAAUUGUGAUUUGCUCUAAGAGUUUUAGGUGUCCUUAAUGAUUCCUUCUGUCUAAGAAGAAUGACGUGAUGUGAAAUUUGUUAAUAUAUAUUUUAAAAUAUGUGAGCAUGAGACUAUGCACCUAUAAAUAUUAAUUUAUGAAUUUUACCAUUUUGUGAUGUGUUUUAUUAACUUGUGUUUGUAUAUAAAUGGUGGAAAUUAAAAUAAAACAUUAUCUCAUUGCAAAAUCUU
Molecule: messenger RNA, 1459 nt
Organism: Arvicanthis niloticus (Nile rat)
Lineage: Eukaryota; Metazoa; Chordata; Mammalia; Rodentia; Muridae
Gene: Snca
Product: synuclein alpha
Biological process (GO): synapse organization; synaptic vesicle endocytosis; regulation of dopamine secretion
Cellular component (GO): cytoplasm; neuronal cell body; axon terminus
Molecular function (GO): cuprous ion binding
Source: RefSeq, a predicted model, not a curated record